This is a messenger RNA of Trematosphaeria pertusa, 1925 nucleotides long. RefSeq names its product FAD/NAD(P)-binding domain-containing protein. The transcript is spliced from 3 exons. The coding region runs from base 161 to 1732 and encodes 523 amino acids. Gene Ontology annotation, molecular function: oxidoreductase activity. The record is from RefSeq and is a predicted model, not a curated record. NCBI's taxonomy places the organism in Eukaryota, Fungi, Ascomycota, Dothideomycetes, Pleosporales, Trematosphaeriaceae.
ACCACUUCUCCCAAGCGCAUCGCAUUGUCCGUCUUUUCGUCCGCUCCUAGCCCAAGUACACUUUGCUUUAGUAGAAUCAUUACUUCACAUAUCCUAGUCGCUUAGCCUUCAUCAUUAGACAUUGAUCCUCAGAGUCGGUGUAACCUUUCAUUGGAAAGAGAUGGAAAGAAAGCGCAUAGCAAUAGUCGGAAGCGGUGUUUCCGGUCUCUCCACCCUCUGGACGCUCCGCAACACAGAGCACGAAAUCCACCUCUUCGAGAAGGAAGAUAGACUGGGAGGCCACACGAAUACAGUGACAUGGGUGCACAAUGGACAUUCUGCGCCCGUCGACACAGGCUUUAUCGUCAUGAACACGGCUACCUAUCCAAACUUUAUCGCUUUCCUCAAAACCCUAGACAUAAAAACAAUCCCCUCCCAAAUGACCUUCGGCAUCUCCCGCGACGCCGGCGCCUUCGAAUGGUCCGGCACCUCCCUGUCCGCCCUCUUCGCACAACCCAUCAACGCACUCCGCCCCUCCUUCUGGCGCAUGAUCUUCGACAUCAUCCGCUUCAACCUCUUUUCUCUGGAUCUCCUCUCCUCGCCUUCAAACCCCUCCAACGACCUCAGCAUCGGCGAGUACCUCGAAAGAGAGGGCUACUCCGACGCUUUCAGAGAUGACUAUCUGAUCCCGAUGACGGCGUGCGUCUGGUCUACGGGACCAGAUAAGUGCGCGUUGGAGUUCCCAGCAGUUACGUUGGUGAGGUUUAUGUGGAAUCAUCAUUUGCUAUCCACCGUUGUGGAGAGGCCACCGUGGUUGACUAUUGAGGGUGGCUCAAAGAAGUAUGUUGAUGCUGUUAUGAGGAACUGCCAAAAGGUUACUGUUCAUCAAGGUUUCGAGGUUGAGUCUUUGAAACGAAAGGAUGGGCUGGUGGAACUGAUCGUGGAUGGAAGUAGGGGACCGAGGUCUGAACUUUUCGAUGAGGUUGUGUUAGCUUGUCAUGGUGACCAGGCAAGAUGGAUCCUUGGUGACGCAGCGACUUUUGAAGAGAGGGAAAUCUUGAGUGCGUUUGAGACGACGCCGAAUAUGGCGUUCUUGCAUUCUGAUCUUUCCCUCAUGCCCAAACGUCGCUCCGCGUGGUCUUCAUGGAACUACCUCACGUACUCUCAGCCACCUUCUAAACCCACCAACUCCUCCUCCAGCGCCCUCCAAACAGUAUCUCUAACAUACGACAUGAACAUCCUGCAAUCCAUCCCAACCUCCACCUUCGGUGACGUUCUCGUCACUUUGAAUCCACAAACGCCGCCAUCCCCGGCGCUCACCCAAGCUACUUAUGAAUACAGGCAUCCGCUGUACAAUGCGCGCAUGGUCACCGCUCAGGAAGAGCUGGAGAAGAUACAGGGUAAGAGGGGAGUAUGGUAUGCGGGUGCCUGGACAGGGUACGGGUUCCAUGAGGAUGGGUUUUCGAGCGGGAUGCGGGUUGGGAUGAGGCUCGGCGGGAGUGUGCCAUGGGAAGCGAAAAACGCGAAGUUUAGCAGGGGAACGAGGCCGACGCUGGGCUGGAAAGAUCACUUUGCUCGGCUGGUCGUCUGGAUAUUGCAAUUAUACGUCUCGAUCUUGGAAUACCUCUUGGGAGCGCGAAGACCACGUAAUGCGUCAAAGGGUGGGGCGUAUGCAAACGGUAACGGCGUAGCGAAUGGAAAAGUGAAGGCGCUGCAACCCGGCGGCAAUGCGGGAAGGAUCUUGAUAGCGUAGUUCCGGUGCUGAUUCACAUCAGUGUCUCCAAGAUCACACAAAAGCUCGGCACGUAAUGCCCCCAGGCCAUUGAAUCCAUCAAUCGUGAUUUAUGCCAUUGAUUUUGGAAGAAUCCUGAUAAACCGAUGAUCGUUACAGAACCGACACGAUCGGAACCUGCAUGCUGAUGCGAGCCAUUUCACGCUCGAUAUGA